CUUCAACGCUGCCGGCUGCCAGGCCGCCAGUGGCGUACUACGCCUGCGCCGCCGCGCCGCCCCGUGACGUCACGGCGUCAGCGCCGCCGCCGCCGCUGCCGCGGUCGUACGAGUCUCUUGCUAAUAUCCUGGGCGAUAGCUGGUGUUCACAAGGAUUGUCCUCAGUCAUGGCCUUGGGAUUAAGGUGCUUCCGUUUGGCCCACCCUCCUGUUUGCAACGCCCUUGCAGCCUUGACCAGACCUGUUUCAGAAGUUAUGCUGAAGACAGUGAAUGGAAGACAAAAUAACCACAGGCAAUCCAUGGCCUAUCCAGCUGUACCAACCCGUCAUUUCGCUACCAAGAAAGCCAAAGCCAAAGGGAAAGGACAGUCCCAAACGAGAGUGACUCUUAACACUGCCUUGGUUGAAGAUAUAAUCAGCUUGGACGAGGUGGAAGAAGAAAUGAAGUCUGUGAUGGAAGCACUGAAGGAUAAUUUCAAUAAGACUGUAAAUAUAAGGACCUCACCAGGAUCCCUUGAUCAUAUCACUGUGGUAACUGCUGAUGGGAAGCUAGCUUUAAACCAGAUUGGCCAGAUCUCCAUGAAGUCGCCACAGCUGAUUCUGGUGAACAUGGCCAGCUUCCCAGAGUGUACAGCUGCAGCUAUCAAGGCUAUAAGAGAAAGUGGAAUGAAUCUGAACCCAGAAGUGGAAGGGACGCUAAUUCGGGUACCCAUUCCCAAAGUCACCAGGGAGCACAGGGAAAUGCUCGUGAAACUGGCCAAACAGAACACCAAUAAAGCCAAAGAGUCUUUACGGAAGGUUCGUACCAGCGCAAUGAAUAAGCUGAAGAAAUCAAAGGACAAGGCUUCGGAGGACACCAUUCGGCUCAUAGAAAAACAGAUCAGCCAAAUGGCCGAAGACACAGUUGCAGAGCUGGACAGGCAUCUGGCAGUGAAGACCAAAGAACUCCUUGGAUGAAAGUCCACCAGACCCAGCAGUUCUUCAGAGCCCAGUUUCUGGUAGAUCCCCCGGGUGGUGAACUGACAACUGUCACGCGUCCACACAGAAGGCUGUCACCGUGUACUUGUCCAUCCUUAAGAGGCCCAGCCUUCCAGUGGGACACUCGGAGCGUUUCAUCCUCUUCCUCCUGUGCCCUGUCCACCCCAUCUGCUCUGGGCCUUCUGGCAUGAGUGGCUCUCGGAGAAUAUCUGUUGCUGACAGAGGGCCUUUACUUGGGCAUUUGCCUGAGAUGUUGCCAAAUGACUAGGACCACUGGCAGGCUUAGCACCAAUUGCGCCUCAUGUCAGGGGCCUCCUUUUGAAACAAUUAGUCGUGCCCUGUCCCCAACUUUAAACUUUGCUUAGGCUGAUGUGGGCCUUCACCUGUGACUGGAUAACUUUGCUCGAGGCCCAUUUUCACCAAACAAUAAAAUUGAAAGGAUUGGAAAGAAUAAUACCACAAAGGAAACAGUAGAAUCGGUCUGGAUGAAUGCUCCCUGAGGACCUGUGUAUAAAGCAGCCAGAACAAUA
Molecule: messenger RNA, 1507 nt
Organism: Rhinolophus ferrumequinum (greater horseshoe bat)
Lineage: Eukaryota; Metazoa; Chordata; Mammalia; Chiroptera; Rhinolophidae
Gene: MRRF
Product: mitochondrial ribosome recycling factor
Exons: 7
Coding region: 168-956 (262 amino acids)
Biological process (GO): translation
Cellular component (GO): mitochondrion
Molecular function (GO): ribosomal large subunit binding
Source: RefSeq, a predicted model, not a curated record